AUGGAUUCUGAAGCGAAACAAAAUGACGAAGAGUUUUGUUCAAUGCAGUGUAAAUGUCAAAAAUACAUACAUAGAAGAAAGUUUCAACGAAUGAGGGCACAAGAACGCAUGGUCUUUAAAUCAGGCGAAAUAAAUAUUGAUGAGUCACGGGAUAAUAAAUUUCGCCUUUUCACUGAUAUCGUGAAGGUUUUUAUUGAAGCUAGAUGGAGGUGGACAGUUUUUUACUGUGUUACAGCCUGCGUUCUAACAUGGCUUCUGUUCGCUGGUGUUUGGUGGUUGAUUUUGUACUUGCACGGUGAUCUAGAAAUCAAAAACUUACCCCACACUAGGAAUUCAACAUGGACGCCCUGCGUUCGAGAGAUAUAUAAUUUCACGUCGAUAUUUCUCUUCAGCAUAGAAGUUCAGACAAGUAUUGGCUAUGGCUCUAGAGCGAUCACACUAGAAUGUCCCGAAGCGAUCUUUACUAUGUGCAUUGAAAGUAUCACAGGAAAGAUAAUACAAUCGCUUAUAAUAGGGAUUGUUUUCGCCAAAUUGACAAAACCAAAAAACCGAGCGCAUACGUUGAUGUUCUCGAAGUUUGCGAUCAUUAAUCAAAGAGACGGUCAUUUAUGUAUGAUGUUCAGAGUAGGUAAUACCAGAAAAUCUAGAAUCAUUGCUUCUAAUAUAAACGCAUAUCUGAUAAAGUUCGUUUUCAAAGGCAUUGACCUACUUGAUUAUAAUCAGAUAAAACUAGAUUUAAAAGUCGACGCGUGUGACGAUGUUCUUUUUAUAUUUCCCCUAACGGCUAUACAUAAAAUAGACGAAAGCAGUCCAUUCUUCAAUAUCUCUGCUAAGGAGUUGCUACAGUGCAAUAUUGAGAUACUUGUCGUCUUCGAAGGAACUAUUGAAUCUACAGGCCAACCAGUUCAAACUAAAUCGAGCUAUACAGGCAGCGAACAGGUAGGUGCGGCGAAUAAGGCCUAG
Molecule: messenger RNA, 963 nt
Organism: Leptosia nina
Lineage: Eukaryota; Metazoa; Arthropoda; Insecta; Lepidoptera; Pieridae
Source: the annotation of a GenBank genome assembly